GAAGCUUGCCUUCGAUCGUGCGGGAAACAAGAUAAUAGGGGCUUUGUUAUUUCUGUAUCACCAUGCAAAGAAUUGGAUUACUUAACAUUAUGUAAUAUGCAGACUAACAUUCUGUCUAAUGCCCCUAUACCAUGUUUACGCGUUAAACGAGCAUAUUUGGAGCUGAACAUGCCAUUACAACAAUAAUAUAUAUUCCCAGAUGUUUACUGUCUUCUGAACCGGAGGGUCUGACAAUUUGAAAACGUGCAAUUGUGUUAUCUUCUUUAUCACGUACAGUCUCUAGAAUACUGAAAUGGCACCUCGGAAACUUGCGAUAUUAAUAGCGUUAGCGAUAUCUUGUAUCACCGGCAUUAUUUUAAAGAGGGAGAUCCAGAACUUAUUCCAGGAGGAAAAUGCGGUCCAAGUAUCAAGAACGAUGGCGACGGGAUUGCAACAGAAAAUUACCUCAGAACGAAAUAGUAGGCCUAUAUCUCUACCCACAAAACAUGGAGAAUCACGAUACGGUGACGUGGUUCAUGGACAAAAUCACAUAAUUAUAUACAACAGCGUACCAAAAUGUGGCAGUCGGACGUUCGUAGAUACAAGCCGACGCCUCUUCCGCAAUCGCUCCAUUAAAUUUAAUGGCUACAGUAUAAGGAAAGAAAGUAAACCCGAAAGUGAGAAAGCUCGAAGUAUCGGCGAGAUAAGGCGUCUGAUCAAGGGUGCCAAGAGGCCUGCUUAUGUUCAGGGUCAUGGCCUCUUCCUGCCAUUUCAUCAUCAGUUACAUAAUCCGCAACCUGUUUAUAUCAAUUUCAUACGAGACCCUGUUUCACGUAUGGUUUCUGCGUUCUACUUCAAUCGUUUUGGAGAUGGAUUUCUAGAACGAGGAAUGCUAAGCGAAAAGAAAAACAAUAUGUCUAUCGAAGAGUGCAUUCUAGACGGACAUUACGAGUGUAACAGAGCGGGCAUGUAUACGAACAUUUUCUGCGGUUUUAACCCAAAAUGCGGGAAAGACGCUACAUGGGCUUUGGAGCAGGCCAAGUCAAACAUUGAUAAAUACUACACUUUCAUCGGUAUCACCGAAGAGUAUGAAGCGUCUCUGAGAGUCUUAGAACAUCUCAUGCCAGAUAUGUACAACGGAUUGACAGAGUUCUAUCUUUCUCGAAUCAACAAAACAAACAGCCUAACAACGCUCUCCAAGACUGCCAACAAGAAGCCCCUGUCUCAAGAACUGAAAAACACUGCUACAGAGCGGUAUGCUGUUGACUAUGAGUUAUACAAUUUCAUCUAUGACCGACAUCGAAAACUCAAAGCCAGAUUCGGAAUAGAUUAAGGCCGGGCCUGAUUUACGUCAUCUCUCAAAAGGCCACACCUAAAAACACCGUCACUCAAAAGGACACGCCUAACAACACCGUCUCUCAAAAGGACACGCCUAAAAACACCGUCUCUCAAAAGGACACGCCUAAAAACACCGUCUCUCAAAAGGACACGCCUAACAACACCGUCUCUCAAAAGGACACGCCUAACAACACCGUCUCUCAAAGGGCCACGCCUAAAAACAACGUCUCUCAAAAGGACACGCCUAAAAACAACGUCUCUCAAAAGGACACGCCUAACAACACCGUCUCUCAAAAGGCCACGCCUAAAAACACCGUCUCUCAAAAGGACACGCCUAAUAACACCGUCUCUCAAAAGGCCAUGCCUAACAACAACGUAAUUGAAAUUUAUCAGUAAACUGUCUUUUAUACCUUUUAACUUGAAGGUAAUACAAAGUUUUGGGAAAUUUUGAAACUGGGUGGAUAGUGAUUCUUUACAAUUUUGAUAUAUUUGGAUGCCCCUGUGGAUGUAUCAUAAGCGCUAGCAAAUUUAGCCCCUAAAACAAUUCUGUUUCGAGAAAAAUUGAAUAUAACAAUUUACCGGUGCUCCCGGUAGAUUUUGAUAAAUUUUCAAAUAGCGCCUACGGCCGUAUAAUGGUAACUGCGAACAAGAAAAUCUUAGACUAUGUGGUUGUGAUAUAUAAUUUCAAAACGGUAAUAGGUUGAUUUUAGUCAAGAAACGUUGUUUUAUAGCUUAAUUAAUAUAUUGACCUUGAGAGGUAGCUAUACAACAUAAAGAGUUAAUUAUUUAUAAUUCCAUAACUUUAGACUCGAUUUCAACCGCAACCACGAUCACUGAAUAUUGUAGGUUCGCUUAUGCUUCCAACAUGUUCAUUUGAACCAAAUUCAUAACCCCAUACCAAAACUUUGUAUUACCUUUAAAUAUCCAAACAUCUGACCAUGCAUAUUACGCCAAACGUCCUCCGCUCUAUACUUUUCGAUUUUUUGUUUUAAUCAACUCAUGAUCUAUUCUUUUAACUGUCAACUGUCUUACUGAAAUGACACCCCCUGCCAGUCAAUUAUCUGUAUAAUACAAAAGCUGUGAAUCUAAAUUUCAUAUACUGUCUAUGUUGUACAUUUGUUUCUGCAAGUACUUACAUAUAUUCCCAAGUGAUUGAAUCGCUCUUUUAAUACGUGCAUAUUGACUAUACCACCUUCCAUCCUUAAAUAAUAUGUUUGCACCUAACUGAUUAACUGGUAGAAAAUCUUUACCAUCCAUUAAAUCCCAAACAAACAAAAUGUCAGAAUUUAUCCAAUUCCUAUAAAAAAAAAGAAAAAAAGAAGCAUUUUCCGUUUAAACAUUACAUUUGUAUUCAGCCUUAUCAUUUCUCUACGAUCUAUCAAAAGUACCUGAUUGAGCCUUUCUUGAGUAGUAGUAGCUUUUAAACAAGAAAAAGGUCGUAAUUAAAUUAUAUUAGAAAUGAAUAUAGUAGAAACUUGUACACUUAUUGUACAUGACAGUA
Molecule: messenger RNA, 2818 nt
Organism: Strongylocentrotus purpuratus (purple sea urchin)
Lineage: Eukaryota; Metazoa; Echinodermata; Echinoidea; Camarodonta; Strongylocentrotidae
Product: uronyl 2-sulfotransferase
Exons: 8
Coding region: 293-1312 (339 amino acids)
Cellular component (GO): membrane
Molecular function (GO): sulfotransferase activity
Source: RefSeq, a predicted model, not a curated record